Messenger RNA from Acanthocheilonema viteae, 2601 nucleotides. Lineage: Eukaryota; Metazoa; Nematoda; Chromadorea; Rhabditida; Onchocercidae. The record is from the annotation of a GenBank genome assembly.
AUGACUUCAACUUCUGCUGGUAAAUCAUUAGUGGAAAAGGAUUGUACGCAGCACAAUCCUUUGGUAGAUUUAUCGAGAAGAGUUAUUGAGGGAAAUUUAGAUGAGGACUUCGAAAACACCUGGAAUCAAUUUUUAACUGAGAGUUCAAAGCCUCGGGACCUGCACGAUGAGUACCUAAUAAGCCUUACAAUGUCUACCGCAAUCCCCCAAACAACCAAUCUAUAUGAAUUGGCUGGUCAGAUGGACCCUACACAAAAUCUGGCGGAAAUAUGGGCUGAGGAAUACAUAGCAGGACAGCAACAAUCCAACAAUUUAGUUGAACAGUGGGCUGAUGAAGCAGAACAGCAAGCCAAUUAUUUACCAGAACAAUGGGCUAAGGAAUUUUCCAAUUUAAGCUUUUAUGAGGAGACAACUGAAGACAAAACCAGAACGAAGGAUGAAUCCGAGAUAUGGGCCACAGAAUUUCUAGAUGAAUUCGAUCAAAAAUCGCAGGACACGAUCUCUGCUUCUGCAGUAGAAACAAAUACUAAAACAUUUUCAGGAAGGGCAUCUUUUGAUGAGAUGUAUGUUUUCGUAAGGAAUAAUCCUUAUCUCAGAGAAACGGAUGCAUUUGAAAAAGGACAACAAGCGCUUAAUGGUGGCAUGAUAGCUGAUGCCAUUUUAUAUUUUGAAGCUGCUGUACAGCAGAAUCGAGAAAAUUUUGAGGCUUGGUUUCUGCUUGGAAAAUGCUUAUCUGAAAACGAGAGCGAUAGACAGGCAAUUGCAGCAUAUAAGCAAGCUUUGAAUUUACAACCAGAACAAAAAGAGAUACAACUCGCUCUUGCCACAGUUUACAUUAAUGAAUGUAUGGAAUUAGAAGCACUAGAAGUUUUGAAGCAGUGGAUUACGUCCUAUUUGGAUAAUGAUUCAAUUCCAUUGGAAUUCAAAACUGCUCCUAGCAGUCUAGUUGAGGAUCUUACUAUUCGAACGGAACAGGUGGAAGAGCUCAUCCGAAAAGUGCUUUCAAACGCUAAAACAACUGAUGAAGCAACGUUUCACAAUGCGUUAAGUUUGGUGUAUAACAUUAAGGGUGAUUAUAAUCGAGCUGCACAGAAAGUGAAAUUGGCGCUUAUGUACAAUCCGAAGGACUACGUACUUUGGAACCGUUUGGGGGCAACAUUGGCUAAUGGUAAACGCGCUGCAGAAGCAGUUGCUGCUUACCACAAAGCUCUUGAGAUCUGUCCGAAUUAUACACGUGCUCGUUGUAAUCUAGGCAUCGCUUGCAUUCAACUGCAGAACUACAAAGAAGCAAUCGAACAUUUUAUUACGGCUCUUCAGCUACAGCAAUCUUAUAGCUCCAUUUCAUCGUCUACAAUUUGGACGCCCUUACGCGCAGCUGUCGUUCGAAGUUGUUUGCCCUAUGCAUUGGAUUUACUAGCAGCUGUCAAUGAGAAAGAUUUGGAGAAGUUUACUCCACCACCAUAUAAAGUUGUAGGUACUGUAAUUCGUGCUCCAAAUACAGCACAUGAAAUUGAAGAAAAAGUUAUUCCUACCAUGAAAAAAAAUGAUAUAGUGUAUAAUAGUGGCAAUAGUGAUAAAGAUAAGCCUUAUAUACGUGGAAUAGUCGAAGAGCCAGAAGAAUCUAACAGUAUGAUUAGUUCUAAACGUGAUGAAAUGAGCAAUAGUGAUAAAACGCCUGCAGAAAAUAUCGUGAUUAAACGUAACUUUUCAGCAUGUCAUUUUUUAAAUCUAAAUUCGACAGUUACAGUUACACCGGAAUUCAAGAUCUCUGCAUCCAAUACUAUGAAUGAUACUUUAAAAAAAAUUCAGGAUGAAUUUGAUCAUGAGAAAUUUGUGUCAAAUUUGCGAAUUAUCGAUUUAGUGGAAAUUUUCAAUGCUUUAGCCACAUUCGUAGCACCUACUUCGUUUUCUGAACUAACUAGCAUAGCUCAUUAUUCUUCAUUGUCGGAUAAUUCUACAUUCAAAAGCUCAAAAGAUGAAUUUUUCGAUGAAGUUGAUGCGCAAUCUGUCACACAUUUUACUGGAAACACGUUGGAUAGAACUUUUUCACAAACACAUCGCAGUGAGGACAAAGCAGAAAUAAGUCGCAUAAGGGGAAGAGAAGAACAUUCAAAUGAGAAACAUUCUGAUGACAGUAAAAGCAAUGAUGAUUAUAUAACUGUCAAAGAUGAACAAGAUCAUAAAGAUUUUGAAAAAAAUUCCAAGUUAAAUCCGCAAAUGAUUCCCAGAUCAGAGUUCACAAAAAACGAUAUCAAUGAGCAAGAAAGCAAAAUAGUAAAUGAUUGUGAUGUUGAUCACAUUGAUACUUCGAAAGAGGAUUCCAAACAACGGAAAUCAGCAAAUUCCGGAACAUCGGAUGAAACAAAACUGUGGGAGUUGCAAAAUGCAAUGGAUGAGAAAUACAAUGAAGAGGAUGAAAAAGAUGGUAAAUCGCUAGUUCCGGUACAUUUUGAGAGAACACUUUGGGAGAAAUUGGUUGCAGGUUUGAAAUGUUCCCACAGAGAUUGCAGUGAAGCAUUGAGACCUACGGAAAGUGUUCGCAGAUAUUUAAUUGAACCAUCAAUAAGUCGAGCCAGGAAACGUAGCAACGGGCAAUUAUAG